AUGGCCGAAGAAGGCAAGCUGCUCGCCGAGAGCCUCGCGACCGUGCGUACCCAGCGGGGCCAGCUGAAGCGAUGCCUGGUCAGUACCACAAUAUAGCCCGUGAUCCUUCAUCAUCGUCUGGCACGGAGCAUCGUCAUUCCCUAUGGUCACGACGUGCUUGCUUCGGUUCGAUGUGGUGCGGACACCACACCCUGGCCUUCAAACAUCACCGACAUGACUCGAGACGGCCAGCGUAUGACGCCCCACCACCCACCCCCGACCACUGUGACUCUGAUCCCGCCAUACUUGGCCAGAGUACUUGGCGCAGUCGUUCCAAUGGGCUACAAUGGGCGGUUUACUCUCGCAAGGAGCCGCCCGGCGCACCAGAGCAUACACGACGAACCGGAAGCGAAUGCCUCGAUACGGAUCCGAUCACCCUCCCAAAGCGCCGCCACAUGCCGUCACCGUCACCGUCACCGUCAUCGUCACCGUCGACCGCCAACCGGGAUUGACCACCCACCCACGCCACGUCUCCGCUCCCACACACCGAAGCUCCUGCCGUGACAGGGAUCCAUGCUGACCGCUUACCUCGCUUUCCCUCGCGCCCCCUUCGUCGGUGCAUCAGGAUGGCGAUCAGUUGAUGGAUGCUCUCAAGAGUGCAAGCACUAUGCUCGCCGAGCUGAGGAGCUCGUCCUUCAGCCCCAAGCAGUACUAUGAACUAUGUCGGUCGCGGCACCACCGCAAUGCAACUCUUAUCCCUUGCUUGUUAUGCACAACGUCUCAAUUCGUCUGAUCCCAUCCGCAGACAUGGCCGUCUUUGACGCCCUUCGGCACCUGUCGUCAUACCUUCAUGACGCCCACGUGUCGGGCCGACACCAUCUUGCAGACCUGUAUGAACUCGUUCAGUAUGCGGGCAACAUCGUACCUCGGCUAUGUACGCACACUCCCUUCUGCUUCCCGCAAACCUCGCCACGCGCAAGCGGGCUGCUGACUUCCGGCCCCUCGUCACCCACCACUUCUCCUGCAGACCUGAUGGUCACCGUGGGCACCGUGUACAUGUCCAUACCUGAGGCUCCCGUCAAGGAGAUCAUGAAGGACAUGAUGGAAAUGACGCGCGGUGUGCAGCAUCCGACCAGGGGCCUGUUUCUGCGCCAUUACCUAAGUGGCAUGACGAGGGACUAUCUACCCGUCGGUGACGAUCCAGGGUGCGCAGCCUUUUUCUAUGUGCUGCGGUCAAGUCCUGGGGAGCAUAGGAUCACAUCUCUCAUACGUGAUCAAGCCCUCCCUCCCUCUUCAUUGUGCAGACCUGGUGGUAAUCUCCAGGACUCGAUUGGAUUCGUCUUGACCAACUUCAUCGAAAUGAACAAGCUCUGGGUCCGACUGCAGCACUCGGGUCUGUCACGCGACCGCGAGCGCCGAGAGAUGGAACGGCGCGAAUUGCGCAUCCUCGUCGGCACGAACCUAGUCCGAUUGAGCCAACUUGAAGGCGUCGACUUGGAGAUGUACCGCCGAUCCAUCCUGCCAAGUAUUUUGGAGCAGGUCGUGAAUUGCAAGGACGUGAUUGCGCAGGAGUAUCUCAUGGAAGUCGUCAUCCAGGUCAGCCCCAACUCUUAAUAUUUCGCUUGUCCUCCGCAAGGCCGCUCCUCAACCAGAUCGUGUCUCAUGCUUGUCGCAGGUCUUCGUCGAUGACUUCCACCUUCGGACGCUCUCGCCGUUCUUGUCAGCGGUGGCGCAGCUUCACCCUAAAGUCGCGAUUAAAUCCAUCGUUAUUGCCUUGAUCGACCGACUGGCCGCAUAUGCCGCGAGAGAAGCCGAGAACGAGUCCCCAGAGGAACGUCAGCAGCAGGAGGAAGAAGCGGCAAGGCGACUCUUGAGAGAGGUGAAGCGUCAACGUGAGAAGGCCAAGUUGGAUGCAGACGGUCGGAGCCUAUUGGCAGGCUCUUCGGGCUCAGUGGAUGGGGAAACGGACGCGUGGGGUGCCGAAAUUGUGCCGCCGGAGCAGGACGAGGUGUCUCAGGAUGAUGCGUUGAUCGAUGGCGUCGUCCCAACCGUACCUGCGCACACCGUUCGCAAGUUCAGGGGUAUUCCGGAGAACGUGAGAUUAUUUGAGGUGUUCUGGCAGCAGGUUGUCGAGCUUAUCAAGGUGAGAUGGACAAUCGAUGGCGGCGGCGAAGGGGGGGGGGGGGGGGGGCGGGGUCGACCCAGCUGACUCUCGACAUCUGGCACAUCAUCAUCUAGGCGAGACCGGACCUCUCCAUUCAAGACAUCACAGCACUCCUCGUCUCCCUGGUCAACCUGUCACUCAGCUGCUACCCCGACAAACUUGAGUAUGUCGACCAAGUCCUCUCCUUUGCGCGAUCCAAAGUGCAGGAAUACGCCGACUCCCCAGACCUUCAUCACCCCGUCACAAUCCAGAGCCUUCUCUCGCUCUUACUCGCGCCCAUCAACUCUUACCUAACUGUACUCACCUUGCUGGCCUUACCGAGCUACAAGGAACUGCUGAUGAUUCAACCUUUUCCGACGCGUCGCUCGAUUGGGCAUGCUAUCGUCGCUUCGAUCCUCAAAAAUGAGACAGUCAUCGACUCGGCCGAAGACGUCAAGGGGGUUCUGGAUCUGUGCCACGUACUGAUGCGAGACCAGAAGGACCGCGUCGUUCCCAACCCACAAGGUUUGGGGCAGCGACAGUCCAGUGGGGCGCUCGGCGGCGUCGGGCGUGGGCAGCAGAGCUACGACGUGGAAGAGAUGGCCGAAGAACAGGGAUGGAUCGCUCGGAUGGUACAUUUGUUCAGAGCACAUGAGCUCGAGGCUCAAUUCCACGUCAGUCGAUGGCUCUGUCGAAUGACUUUCUAUUCUCACUCCUCAUGCGAUGCGGCUUGCUGACGACUGCCUGCGGACUCUGUUUCAACAUCAACACAGCUGCUUCAAACCGCCCGCCGCGAAUUCUCCGAAGGUGGAGACAGGAUACGGUGGACCUUCCCACCUCUGAUCGUUGGCGCGGUCAAACUUGCUCGGCGGUACAAGGCACGAGAGCGGUCCGUCGAAGACUGGGACGUCAAGGUUUCGUCGCUGUUCAAGUUCAUGCAUCAAUGCACCUCGGUCCUAUAUAACAAGGUUGAGUCCUCCGAAAUUUGCUUGCGACUGUACCUGCUCGCCCUCUCAGCCGCGGACGAGGCCAACCUCGAAGAAUUGGCGUACGAAUUCGCCGUGCAGGCUUUCACCAUCUACGAGGAAUCAAUCUCGGAAUCGAGGGCGCAGCUGCAGGCGAUCACGUUGAUCAUAGGUACCCUGCAAGCGACCCGUGUCUUUGGGACGGACAAUUAUGAUACACUCAUCACAAAAGCAGCUCUUCACGGCGCCAAGCUGUUGAAGAAGGGCCAACAAGCGACUGCGGUCGCACUGGCAAGCCAUUUAUGGUGGCAAACUGAUAAUGUUGUGGUCAAAGAGAUUGAUUCCGACAAGGUGAGUUUAUUUUAUCGAUGUGUGCGUAACGAAUGGACGUUGAAACGAAUUUUGCCACGUGUGUAAGGCACCGUUCCGCGAUGGCAAGCGCGUGCUUGAAUGUCUGCAAAAGUCGCUCCGGAUCGCGACGUCUUCGAUCGACGAACUUACAAGCGUUCAACUUUUUUGCGACGCUUUGGAUCAGUACCUUUGGUACUACGAGCGAGGUGUGGAAGCCGUGAGUGCCUUCGACCAGCGUUGAUCACUGAUCGCGCAACGCACGGCAGCGCUUCGUCAGCUUUCCUGACAUGUCCUCUACGCUGCUGCUCUUGCCCAGAUAUCGCCGAAGCACAUUAACAGUCUUAUCGAACUCAUCACCUCGAAUUUGGACGGGCUGCAGUCAGACGAGAUUUUAUCCGCAGCCGGUGGGGCAGCCUCCGGACUCAUCGAGAUGCCCAACAGUGUCGAAGCUACCGUUCAUCAUUUGCGCAACAUCUUGAAUUAUAUCGCCCGGAGGAAAGAGGAUGAUUCGUCGCCCCUCUUUGAACAGGUCGAAGUUGCUGGGCCAUUGCUCAAGGUAGCUUAA
Molecule: messenger RNA, 4003 nt
Organism: Microbotryum saponariae
Lineage: Eukaryota; Fungi; Basidiomycota; Microbotryomycetes; Microbotryales; Microbotryaceae
Source: the annotation of a GenBank genome assembly